This is a messenger RNA of Ogataea philodendri, 648 nucleotides long. RefSeq lists its product as uncharacterized. The transcript has a single exon. Lineage: Eukaryota; Fungi; Ascomycota; Pichiomycetes; Pichiales; Pichiaceae. The record is from RefSeq and is a predicted model, not a curated record. The coding region runs from base 1 to 648 and encodes 215 amino acids.
AUGGUACGGUUGGCGGCCGUUCUGUGCAAACCACGGGAAACUCAAGUUUGCGUACCAGUGAAGCAGGCCCCCAAGAACGAAGGUGAGGUAGAUCGCGGCGAUUUUCCCAAAAGAGCUGUUGCCAAACAGUUUAUCAGUGAGUCCUCUGCACAGACUAUAGUUUCUGAACAGCCAUUGGUGCCAGACGUCUCCCCAAAACACUUUCAAUGGAGGACUUUCUCCGAAUCUGCUGAAAUUGAAGAAAGGAGGACACUCUUCGGGUGUAGAGAGACCGGUGGCCACAGCAAACAGAACGGCCACCCUGUAGGUGGAGUCCAGGCCAAAGAAAAUGUUGUAACUCAAAGCAACAUAGUUUCCAACAAAAUCAACCAGACUGGGAGACUCGCUAAGAAUGUUGGGAUAAUCCAAGUCGCGUCCUUCAAAUUUGUAGUACUUGAACUGCCGCAGGUAGAUCUUGCCCACAACAACGGCUGCGAAUUGCCAAACAAACAGUUUCAGCUGCCUCAGAAUAAAGCUUGUGCGGCUGACCGGCGGAGCAGGCUGGUUCCGUUUGGUUCUGGAAGAUGUGACCCAGCCGACGCCGCGAAUGACAUAGAAGCUUCUGCGGAGAGCCCAAUUGAGUUUUUUCAGCGAGAAGCUGCGUGCUGA